CAACUUUCUAUUAAAGAGAAAGAUUGCCGAAAUUAUUCAUUCAGAGAUAACCGAAACCAUGUCCGUUAGUAAAGUGAUAUAUAAGAGCUUUAAAGUGAUAGGAAAAUUGCCGCAAAUACAAAAUUUUCGAUGUUGUUCUAGUUUAUCUUUGAAACAACGUAACGAAUUAUUUACUGCGGAACAAAAACGACAGCGAGAAAAUGUGGGACGCAUUGAGAAAAUCGAGGUACGUUACUUGGGCUUACCAGAAGAUGUAACUUUGGUGAUGAACCGGGACUUGUCUACACCUUAUAAUUGUGCUCAACAUUUAUCUGAAGGUCACUGUAAGCGUUCGGUACUAAGUCUGGUUGAUGGUAAUGUACCUUGGGACAUGCACAGACCUUUACAAGCCAGUUGCACAUUACAAUUAUUGCAUUUCACUAUAUCUGAUCCACAUGUGGUCAAUAAAACAUUUUGGCGGUCCUGUAGUUUUAUGCUGGGAGCUGCUUUACAAAAUGCUUUUAAAGAGGAUGCUCACUUACAAUUGCAUAGCUUUCCAGGCCCAAAUAUUAAAACGGGUAGUUUUAUUCAUGACAUCGUACUUGGCUCUCGUGAUUGGCAACCAACUAAAAGUGAAUUGCGAGCACUUUCUGCCGAGAUGAUCAAAUUGGCCGCUAAAGACCUCAAAUUUGAGCGACUGGAGGUGAAUCAGGAGUUGGCCUUGGAAAUGUUCAAAGAUUGUCGCUACAAAAAAGAACAACUUCCCAGCAUUUCACAACAAAAUCGUGGUCGUAUUGUAUUAUAUCGCAUGGGGACACAUAUCGAUAUCUCUAAAGGGCCUAUGAUAAGUUUCUCACGCUUCGUAGGCAAAUGUACAGUGGCGGCUAUUCACAAAUUGGCUGAUGAGGACGAACAUGAUGCUCUCUAUAGAGUGCAGGGGAUCGCAUUGCCCCCUGCGUUUGCUAUCAAUCAUGUGGCCUAUGGGAUUUUGGAAGAUCGUGCUAAAAAACUGAAUCCUGCCCGUUUGCCAAACGAACCAUUCGAAGAAUCGCAUGUACAAAUAGCUUAAGGAGCUUAAGGUUAUUUCCUGUUGUUACCAAUUUAAGCCUAAAUAAAAUCAAUUACUAAUUUUUAAAGAUUUGGCUUAACUCUAUGAUUGCAGCGAGUAUUAGACAAAUGACGGUCAUUCAAUUGCUUAGUGUAGAAUAUGUUUAAGCGAAUUAUUAGGUGUUUGCAAAAAUUUUGAUCACUUUUUCACUUGAAAACGGCAUUUAUUGUUGGAAAAUUUGAACAAUGUAUAUUAAUCAAAAUAGCUUCCAUCAUUUAUCAUGACGAAAGAACUGAUAUUGAUUUGAUAGUGAUCCAUCCACCGGCAUAUUUUCGCAGUUCAACGCGCCAGCCAAUCCAUGCUGGUCCGAUCUGAAGAAGUGGUAAUCGGGAGAUGUCAUGUCUGGUGAGUACACUGAAUGUGGCAAAAUUUCCUAUUAGAGUUGCAACAGACUAUCACGGUACAAGCGACGAAAGAACGGCAUUUUCAGUCAAUACGUGUCGCUGCUUUUAAACCGUUGAAACCAAAACCAACAUUCGGGAUGUGAUGGAGCAGCAUCCGGUGGCAGGCCUCUUCAAAUAAACAACAAAAGUAAUGAUUAUAGAAGAAGAGUUUUCUGGGCUCCAUGAUUAGUGCCGGCGUACGCUGAGUAAAUCAAAAAAAAAAAAUUAAAUAGAAUUCAACCGUUAUUUCCCAUUUCUUUAUCAUUUUUACCUGUAGAACUCGCUGAUCAAAAUUUUUACAAAUACCUAACCCUUAUGCGCGGAUUGAUUAUCAAACCGAGUAUAUAUUAAGUUAGACAAAUUAUUAUACCUUAUAGAAUAACGAUCUGGGCAUCGAACAAAGUAUACAUUUUCCUGACCAUCGUAAUGAUUUCAAAACUUUAUUCAUAAUAUAUUAAUAUGAAAAUGAAAAAUUUCUACAAUUUUAGUUACUGUAUAUUUUUUGCCCGCAUAACCACCUAUGUUUGUGGUUCCUUUUUCUACAUUUACGCUAUGAAACGAAUGAAUUGUUAUUAAAAAAUGAGCGUUCUUUGUAUAAGGAUUUAUAUAGGACAUGUUUGCUAGUCGACUAUGCAGUGAUUUCAUUAUAACUUAAAUCAUGAUAAUGGAUUCGCUGGAAUAGUUUUGUUCUGAUAUUGUGAUCCGUCACAUGUCAUAAAGAGUUUAUUAUUACGUUUCCUUGUCAUCGUUUCAUAUGACAUUCUUCAUUUUGCAUUCAAAUCAAGACUCUAUUAUUGAAAGC
Glossina fuscipes is the source of this 2272-nucleotide messenger RNA. It is a transcript of the gene mRpL39, whose product is annotated as 39S ribosomal protein L39, mitochondrial. The transcript has 6 exons. The record is from RefSeq and is a predicted model, not a curated record. Gene Ontology annotation, molecular function: nucleotide binding; threonine-tRNA ligase activity. The coding region runs from base 59 to 1048 and encodes 329 amino acids. Gene Ontology annotation, biological process: threonyl-tRNA aminoacylation. Lineage: Eukaryota; Metazoa; Arthropoda; Insecta; Diptera; Glossinidae. Gene Ontology annotation, cellular component: mitochondrion.